AUGGCCCUCAUUACCAUCGCAGGCUACCCCGCCGCAGGAAAGUCCACCCGCGCCGCCCAGCUCGCCGCCUUUCUCGACGCCGCCAUACACAGCGACGACUACAACGGCCCCAUUGCCAAGGUCCUCGUCGUCUCAGACCACUCUCUUGCCCUUUCUCCCCAUGUCUAUGACGCAGACAGCAAAGCAGAAAAGCCUGCCCGAGGCGCCCUCUUUGCCGCCGUCCAGCGCAUGCUCGCAACGGACACCAUCCUCAUUCUAGACUCGCUCAACUACAUCAAGGGCUUCCGCUACCAGCUCUACUGCGCCGCUCGCGAGCUCAAGCUGCGGACCUCCACGAAUCUGUUUGCACGAUUUGAAGAACCGUCGUCCAUGGUCCGGUGGGACGCGCCCCUUUUCACUGUGCUGUGGGACGACAAAGACAUCCCGGGCGCCGAGAUAUGGGACGCGAUCACGAAAGGCAGCGUCAAGCCGCCAAACUCUGGGACCCUCUCGGCGGCCAAAGCGCCCGUGGAUGCACUGCACGUGCUAGAGCAGGUCACAACAAACCUGGCAACCGCUAUUGUGUCUGCAUCGAGCGCGCAGGCCACGGGCGGGACGUCAAUGGUGUUCGCAAACGGGGUGCAAUUCACGGUAAAUCUGCCACCGCGGGCGAUGACACUGUCGGAGCUGCAGCGCCUGAAAAGACAGUUUGUAAGUGUGCACAAAAAGGCAAUAACACUGGGGACGACAGAGCGGGGCGGGGUGGAUUGGGGGGCGGAAAACAUAGGACGCAAGUUUGUAGAAUAUGUAGAGGAGCAUUGGCGAUAA
Molecule: messenger RNA, 807 nt
Organism: Psilocybe cubensis
Lineage: Eukaryota; Fungi; Basidiomycota; Agaricomycetes; Agaricales; Agrocybaceae
Exons: 4
Coding region: 1-807 (268 amino acids)
Source: RefSeq, a predicted model, not a curated record